GCGGAGCUGUUCGCCGCUCCAGGUGCUGAGUCCGAGGGAGGCUCCGGACGCCAGAGCCGCGGUCUCUGCCACCGCAGCUGCCGCAGCCGCCGCGAGAUCCGCGGCCGGGAAACCGGAGCGGUGAGGAGCCGGUGGGCUCCGGGUACGCUUCCGCGCGCUAAUCGCUCUCCUGCCUGCUGCCCGAGGUCCUGACUGCCAAGACGUCCUCUCUUCAGAAGGAAAGACGACAACGUCCAAGUGGCCCCUCCUCAGGUUCUCCGUAGGCCCCGAUGACCCAGCAUGGCCCACGGAGGUGAUCCAUGACCUGCCGGACAGCACUCGCCAUUAGCCUUCUAGAGUCGAAUCUCUCAAGGAGGUGACCCCUCCUCCAGCUGCCCCCAACGUGCCCACCCCUGCCCAGGAAAGUGCCACAGCUGCCACGGACACCAUGUAGUUGGGCCGGCCGCAGUGCCCAGUGAGCUGCGAUGGUUUUGUACACGACCCCCUUUCCCAAUAGCUGUCUGUCCGCCCUGCACGCUGUGUCCUGGGCCCUCAUCUUCCCAUGUUACUGGCUGGUGGACCGGCUGGCGGCCUCCUUCAUACCCACCACCUACGAGAAGCGCCAGCGGGCAGACGACCCGUGUUGCCUGCAGCUGCUCUGCACCGCCCUCUUCACGCCUGUCUACCUGGCCCUCCUGGUGGCCGCUCUGCCCUUCGCCUUUCUCGGGUUUCUCUUCUGGUCCCCCCUGCAGUCUGCCCGCCGGCCCUACAUCUACUCACGGCUGGAAGACAAGAGCCCGGCUGGCGGGGCAGCCCUGCUUGGUGAAUGGAAGGGCACGGGGGCUGGCAAAAGCUUCUGCUUCGCCACCGCCAACCUCUGCCUCCUCCCCGACUCGCUGGCCAGGCUCAACAACCUUUUCAACACCCAAGCGCGGGCCAAAGAGAUCGGGCAGAGAAUCCGCAAUGGGGCGGCCCGGCCCCAGAUCAAAAUCUACAUUGAUUCCCCCACCAACACCUCCAUCAGUGCGGCCAGCUUCAGCAGCCUUGUGUCACCACAGGGCGGCGAUGGCGGGGCCCGGGCUGUUCCUGGGAGCAUUAAAAGGACAGCCUCUGUGGAAUACAAGGGCGAUGGCGGGCGUCACCCGGGUGACGAGGCUGCCAAUGGCCCGGCCCCUGGGGACCCAGCUGAUGGCAACCUGGAGGACGCCUGCAUUGUGCGCAUUGGUGGCGAGGAGGGGGGCCGGCCACCUGAAGGCGAUGACCCUGCCACUGGGAGCCAAGCCAGGAAUGGGGCUGGUGGAGGCCCAAGGGGCCAGACGCCCAACCACAAUCAGCGGGAUGGGGAUUCGGGGAGCCUGGGCAGCCCCUCGGCCUCCAGGGAGUCCCUGGUGAAGGCUCGGGCUGGGCCGGAUGGCGGUGGCGCCGGGGAGCCUGGUGCCAACAGCAAGCUCCUGUACAAGGCCUCGGUGGUGAAGAAAGCCGCCCGCAGGAGGCGGCACCCCGACGAGGCCUUUGACCAUGAGGUCUCGGCCUUCUUCCCCGCCAACCUGGACUUCCUGUGCCUGCAGGAGGUGUUUGACAAGCGGGCAGCCGCCAAGUUGAAAGAGCAGCUGCAUGGCUACUUUGAGUACAUCCUAUAUGACGUGGGGGUCUACGGCUGCCGCGGCUGCUGCAGCUUCAAGUGUCUCAACAGCGGCCUCCUCUUUGCCAGCCGCUACCCAGUCAUGGAUGUGGCCUAUCACUGUUACCCCAACGGGCGCAGCUUCGAUGCCCUGGCCUCUAAGGGAGCUCUGUUUCUCAAGGUGCAGGUGGGAAGCACACCUCAGGACCAAAGAAUCGUCGGGUACAUCGCCUGCACACACCUGCAUGCCCCACCAGAGGACAGUGCCAUCCGGUGUGAGCAGCUGGAUCUGCUUCAGGACUGGCUGGCUGAUUUCCGAAAAUCUACCUCCUCGUCCAGCGCAGCCAACCCCGAGGAGCUGGUGGCGUUUGACGUCAUCUGCGGAGAUUUGAACUUUGACAACUGUUCCUCUGAUGACAAGCUGGAGCAGCAGCACUCCCUGUUUACACGCUACAAGGACCCAUGCCGCCUGGGGCCUGGGGAGGAGAAGCCGUGGGCCAUUGGUACCUUGCUGGACACAAAUGGCCUCUACGAUGAGGAUGUGUGCACCCCUGACAAUCUGCAAAAGGUCCUGGAGAGCGAGGAAGGCCGCAGGGAGUACCUGGCUUUUCCCACUAGCAAGAGUUCCGGGUCUGGUCAGAAGGGGCGGAAGGACCUGCUAAAGGGCAAUGGACGUCGCAUCGACUACAUGCUGCAUGCCGAGGAGGGGCUGUGCCCCGACUGGAAGGCCGAAGUGGAAGAAUUCAGUUUUAUCACUCAACUGUCUGGCCUGACGGACCACCUUCCGGUGGCCAUGCGGCUGAUGGUGUCUGCAGGGGAGGAGGAGGCGUAGACCAGCUAACUUGCCGGCAUCUGGAGCAGCAGGGCCUCUGUCAGCCCUUUGAGCCGUAGCCCAUCCCUGGGCCAUGUCCCCUCCAUUGAGUGCCCAGUGCUGGGGGGAGGAGGGUAGGGGACAGGGAAGGAGCCCCUGUCAGUCCCUGGGGAGCCUGGAAGCAGCGCUGCUCUGUGCCUCUGGGCCCCUCCAAGGACAGAGGACUUAGGCCAGCCCAGGAGCCCCUGGCUGCCUAACCAGUGCCAUUCUUUCCAAACAUGAUUUUCUACAGAUCUACAGCACAACCUAGUUUGUGAGCCGAGGGUUAGUAGGAGGACUGGGUUAUGUACUCUCUGUAUCUCUUCUCAAGUUUCGUCCAGGGUUCAUUACUUUUGUCUGCUGCCCAUGUUGUCUCGCAUGCCUGCACCCUCGCAUGCACGCUGCCCGCAUGCCACAUGCCACACUGUAGCCACCCAGACCCCCUGCUCAGGCCUCACCCAAGGCCAAACUCCAAACACAAUCAGAACCAGCCAAAGAAGCACUUCCUGGGCACGGCCACCAGCCUUCCACCACCAGCCGACUGUGCUGCGGGACGUGAGGGCUGUGUCCUUACUAGCCAGCCCAGGGCUUUUCCCAGGGUCUUGCAUUCAAGGGCGAUUACAUUUUAAAAAGAAAACAUAAAGAGUUAAAACAAAAUCACCCUUCACUUUAAAGGGUCUGCACGUUGCUAGGUAGAACUUUGCUCUUCCCAAUACAGGGUCCCUUCCCCAGCCCAGACACACCAGGGUCCAGCUGGCUCCGGCCAACAGGUGCCUCCUCCAGGAGUCUCCAAUCUGUGUUAUGGAGCCAUAAGUAGAAAUCCAAGAGGGCAUCACUUUUUUUUUUUUUUUUUUAACAGAAAGGGGACUCAACAGCAUACAGGGGUGGGGGCCUGCUUUUGAAAAUGACAAGAUUUGUAGCUUCUUCUCUUCUAUCAAAGCCAACAUGUCCUCUUCUUUCUUCUGCAGCCCCUUGCUUCCCUCCAGACACCUCUCUGGUUCGGGACCAAUCCUUCCCUGGGGACUUUCCCUAUCCACAUGCGGCUGAGCUCAGGAAAAGCCUGCCUGCCCCCCAGGGGGGUUGCAUCUCUGACCUCCCAGGCCCAGGCCCAUCCACUACAGUGCCCCCAGCCAAUGUCAUGGCUCUGGGGCACCCUGGAUCGAGGGGCAGGAGGCCAAGGUGUGGAGAGCAACCUGUUCCUCACUGGUGUGCAGGCUAGGGUGGUCAGGCCACUGCUGGCUUGGGGAAGGGAGUUGUACUGGCUGGCAUCCAGGCAUACACAAGCCACUCUGCCAUUGUGCAACCAGGGUCAACCCCAGGCUUGGUACAGCAGAGCUGGCCAGCAGCCCACUGUCCCCUAUCUGCCUUGGGCCUGGGGAGGAGGCCUGCAGCUGCUCAGGCCCCACAGAAGCACUGCCUCUUGCCACCUGCCUUUAGACAGCAGGGGCCAUUCCCCAGUCACACAGGAAGGCUUCUGUUUCAAGGUGCCAGGCUCCAACCUGAGGGACUGUUUUUGAAAAUUCCCACUGGUCUUGAAGUUCCCUGAUCUUGUAGCCAGCUUUGCCUGGCAAGGCUGGAGGCAGCACCAGGACCCUGCUGUCUGGACUUCCUGGUGCUGGUGCACUGAAGCUGUGCCUUGUCACCCUCUGAGCAGCAAGAGAGGCCUAGAAGGGGCAAACAGCCAGCCAGAUGCCAGGCCCUCUGCUGGGGAGGAAGAUUCCUGCAGAGCCUGGGCAGCUUGGCGCUGGGACAUCCAUCCACAGUGACACUCGAUCUGGUUGACCACCUGGUCUGGGAAGAACUUCCCCUACCCAGGCCUCCUGUCCCAUCCCUGCAAGCCCAGAGCCAGGAAGCAACUGCUCAUGCAAGGGCAGUCCUGCCUGGGCUCUCUGCCCUGCCCCUACCCUGCAAGGGCCUGGCCUCCCAGGGCCUUGCUGAGGUUUUAUGGAGUAGAAAGUCCUCCACUCUUGGGAGCAACCAAAUACACAUGCAAGGUUUGCCUGGGCAGGGCCAACCCCAGGACCUAAGCUGCGUGCACACAGGGAGAGCAGCCCAGCCAAGGCUAGGCCCCUAAACCAGACUCUAGCAGUUUAUGUCCCUGAGGGUGAGGGCAGUGUGGAGUCAGGGCCACAUGCUUUUCUCCCUCCCAACUCCCAGGGUGGCCUUAGGCAAGUCACACAGCCCUGUGCCUCAGUCAUUUUCUGUCAUCCCAAGGUGGCCUCUGUCUGCUUAGGUCCUGACAUCCAGAGGAGGGACAUCCUGCCUCCCUGAUCCCCUCACACCUCCCUCAGUGCUGAAGCUCAGACCACCUGCCAGCCAUUUCAUGGCAGAGUGCCUGUGGCUCUCAGGGCUUGUGACAGCCAGGCUUUUCCACUUUGAUUUUUUUAAAAAAGAAACAAAACAUUGCCAAGAUCUUAGAUUCUGUGGCAUCUAAGGCCUGGGAGGAGGUGGUCACAGGGAUCACCCAGAUCUCAAGGGAAGCUAUGAGGCAGGUGGGAACAGCUUAGGAAGGAAAUGUUCAUUUUCAUUUGUCCAAAAACCACCUUGAGUUUUAGGUAUGAAUAUUAACCUUGAUGCUUUUUAACUAUUGUAUUAACUUGCUGAGAUUUAGAAAUACUGUUUUAAAAAGAAGAAAAAAAACUUUUUUAAUUUCUGUAUUUUUUUCUGUAUUGUAUCCUCAUGGGACAUUAGGGGUUUUAUAUGGUAAGACACCUAAGGUUUUGGUAAAAACAUUAUCAACUAUAUAUCCAGACGAUUCUUCCCUAGAAGAAAAACAAUCUUUACACCUGAUAAAAUAUUUUGAAAAGAGAGGUGGUUUUUUUCCUUUAUGGUGCUGAAAGGAAGGAUGGAGAAUGAGGAGAAAAUAAAACUGUGAGGCUCAA
This is a messenger RNA of Ictidomys tridecemlineatus (thirteen-lined ground squirrel), 5332 nucleotides long. It is a transcript of the gene Smpd3, whose product is annotated as sphingomyelin phosphodiesterase 3. Lineage: Eukaryota; Metazoa; Chordata; Mammalia; Rodentia; Sciuridae. Gene Ontology annotation, cellular component: cytoplasm; extracellular region. Gene Ontology annotation, biological process: sphingomyelin metabolic process. The record is from RefSeq and is a predicted model, not a curated record. Gene Ontology annotation, molecular function: sphingomyelin phosphodiesterase activity.